AUUGCAAGCAGUAGGCCCUGACUUUCUGAUCCGGAAUUCGAUUCAAGAAUGGUGCGAUUCGAGACUAGGGAUGGCCGUACGAUCCGCGUGAAUCUGGCUCUACUCGAGAAAUCCUUGGUGAUCCGGGAGAUGUGCCGCGUUGGCCAGGUCCCAGAGGACGAGGACUUCGUCCUGCCGCUGCACGGCAUACUCAGCAAUGUCCUGCUGAAGAUCCUGCUGUGGGCUGAGUACCACGAGAAGCACGACGAGCCCGCCUGGGUGGCCAGUAAAGAUCCUCUUCCGGCCGCGGAGAUUGAGCUGCAGAUCUCCGACUGGGACAAGGAGUUCCUGCGCGUGGAGAUCGAUAGCAUUUGCGAAAUCAUGGAGGGCUCCAACUACUUGGACAUCCCUUGGCUCUAUAAGCUCUGUGCCCAGAAACUCGUCUUCCUCAGCAGACGCGAGUCAGAGUCGCAGUUAAGCGGUUACUUGGAGAAGAUCCCACCCCUAGGCGAGUUCCAGUCCCUUUUCAUUGAGGAAAUUCAAAAUGAAUAGGCUGAUUUGUAAAAGGAACGUCUGGGUUAAAAUUGUCACUGGGCUGUAUUCAAAACUUCUGAAAUACAAAGAAACAAAAAAUAUUAAUAAUAAUAUUAGUACCUUUCCGUUUUCGUGACCUAUUACAAUGAAAUAUUCAAAUUUAGCGCGAGAACCCACAUUUUUUGACGUUCCCUUGACUUUUUUUGGAACUCUUAAAUAUAGACCAUGAUAGUUGGGGCCGAUUUUGGAGCAAGUUCGUGUUGGCGGAGACAUCGACCCCCUAGCCUUGCCAAAGUGCUGGCAUAAAAAAGUGCCCCAUAAACGACUUCGUCUCCGUUUUCCACUGCAAUUAAAGUUGACACGCUACACCAGCAACAACAAAAACGGCUAAAACAACCAAAGUAGCAACAACUUGACGAGGCCCUUCAAAUCCCAGCCGAGCAUGAAAAGAGUGAUGUAAAAAACGAACUGAAGUUGGUUCAUGCAAAACACCGCCAGAAUAUCGAUUCGGAUUCGAGUGAGUCAGCAGUCGGUUGGCAGUCUUGUGGGUUUGCAUUUUUGCUUUAUGUGCUGUCAGAAGUGCAAAGGAAUAUGAGAUAUCUAAAUGUUUGCGGCCUAUCAAUUGCCGGCCAAAUAAAUUAAGCCUUUAAUUGUGAAAUCCAGAAUGGUUCGCCGCAC
Molecule: messenger RNA, 1191 nt
Organism: Drosophila simulans
Lineage: Eukaryota; Metazoa; Arthropoda; Insecta; Diptera; Drosophilidae
Product: E3 ubiquitin ligase complex SCF subunit sconC
Exons: 1
Coding region: 49-531 (160 amino acids)
Biological process (GO): SCF-dependent proteasomal ubiquitin-dependent protein catabolic process
Cellular component (GO): cytoplasm; nucleus
Molecular function (GO): cullin family protein binding
Source: RefSeq, a predicted model, not a curated record